AUGGCUUCCAGGAGGCCAUCACCCAUUGGGGGCUUCCAGGAGGCCAUCACCCAUUGGGGGCUUCCAGGAGGCCAUCACCCACUGGGGGCUUCCAGGAGGCCAUCACCCAUUGGGGGCUUCCAGGAGGCCAUCACCCAUUGGGGGCUUCCAGGAGGCCAUCACCCACUGGGGGCUUCCAGGAGGCCAUCACCCAUUGGGGGCUUCCAGGAGGCCAUCACCCACUGGGGGCUUCCAGGAGUCCAUCACCCAUUGGGGGCUUCCAGGAGGCCAUCACCCAUUGGGGGCUUCCAGGAGGCCAUCACCCAUUGGGGGCUUCCAGGAGGCCAUCACCCACUGGGGGCUUCCAGGAGGCCAUCACCCAUUGGGGGCUUCCAGGAGGCCAUCACCCAUUGGGGGCUUCCAGGAGGCCAUCACCCAUUGGGGGCUUCCAGGAGGCCAUCACCCAUUGGGGGCUUCCAGGAGGCCAUCACCCACUGGGGGCUUCCAGGAGGCCAUCACCCAUUGGGGGCUUCCAGGAGGCCAUCACCCAUUGGGGGCUUCCAGGAGGCCAUCACCCACUGGGGCUUCCAGGAGGCCAUCACCCAUUGGGGGCUUCCAGGAGGCCAUCACCCAUUGGGGGCUUCCAGGAGGCCAUCACCCACUGGGGGCUUCCAGGAGGCCAUUACCCACUGGGGGCUUCCAGGAGGCCAUCACCCAUUGGGGGCUUCCAGGAGGCCAUCACCCAUUGGGGGCUUCCAGGAGUCCAUCACCCACUGGGGGCUUCCAGGAGGCCAUCACCCAUUGGGGGCUUCCAGGAGGCCAUCACCCACUGGGGGCUUCCAGGAGGCCAUCACCCAUUGGGGGCUUCCAGGAGGCCAUCACCCAUUGGGGGCUUCCAGGAGUCCAUCACCCAUUGGGGCUUCCAGGAGGCCAUCACCCAUUGGGGGCUUCCAGGAGGCCAUCACCCAUUGGGGGCUUCCAGGAGGCCAUCACCCAUUGGGGGCUUCCAGGAGGCCAUCACCCACUGGGGGCUUCCAGGAGGCCAUCACCCAUUGGGGGCUUCCAGGAGGCCAUCACCCAUUGGGGGCUUCCAGGAGGCCAUCACCCAUUGGGGGCUUCCAGGAGGCCAUCACCCAUUGGGGGCUUCCAGGAGGCCAUCACCCAUUGGGGGCUUCCAGGAGGCCAUCACCCGUCGGGGGCUUCCAGGAGGCCAUCACCCACUGGGGGCUUCCAGGAGGCCAUCACCCAUUGGGGGCUUCCAGGAGGCCAUCACCCAUUGGGGGCUUCCAGGAGGCCAUCACCCAUUGGGGGCUUCCAGGAGGCCAUCACCCACUGGGGGCUUCCAGGAGGCCAUCACCCAUUGGGGGGCUUCCAGGAGGCCAUCACCCAUUGGGGGCUUCCAGGAGGCCAUCACCCGUCGGGGGCUUCCAGGAGUCCAUCACCCGACGGGGGCUUCCAGGAGGCCAUCACCCAUUGGGGGCUUCCAGGAGUCCAUCACCCGUCAGGGGCUUCCAGGAGGCCAUCACCCAUUGGGAGCUUCCAGGAGGCCAUCACCCAUUAGGGGCUUCCAGGAGUCCAUCACCCGUCAGGGGCUUCCAGGAGGCCAUCACCCAUUGGGGGCUUCCAGGAGGCCAUCACCCAUUGGGGGCUUCCAGGAGGCCAUCACCCAUUGGGGGCUUCCAGGAGGCCAUCACCCAUUGGGGGCUUCCAGGACCCCCACUCCUGUAG
This is a messenger RNA of Procambarus clarkii (red swamp crayfish), 1707 nucleotides long. Its product is annotated as collagen alpha-1(III) chain-like. The record is from RefSeq and is a predicted model, not a curated record. Lineage: Eukaryota; Metazoa; Arthropoda; Malacostraca; Decapoda; Cambaridae.